Molecule: messenger RNA, 2766 nt
Organism: Pipistrellus nathusii (Nathusius's pipistrelle)
Lineage: Eukaryota; Metazoa; Chordata; Mammalia; Chiroptera; Vespertilionidae
Source: the annotation of a GenBank genome assembly
AUGGCCUCGGUCGCCGCGGCGGCGGCCAGACGGAGCCUCGGGCGGGCGCCCCCGCUGCUCCUCCGGCGCGGCUACCAGACGGAGAGGGGCGUCUACGGCUACCGGCCGCGGAGGACCGAGCGCCGGGAACCCCUGGGUGCCCGCGCGCACCCGCCAGUUGAUCAUGGACUUGCCAGGUUGGUGACAGUAUAUUGUGAACAUGGUCAUAAAGCUGCCAAAAUCAACCCCCUCUUCACUGGACAAGCCCUGCAGGAGGAUGUGCCUGAAAUCCAAGCUCUUGUGCAGACCCUGCAGGGACCCUUUAAUACCACAGGAUUAUUGGACAUGGGGAAGGACGAGGCCUCCCUUGAGGAAGUAUUAGCCUAUCUCAACCAAAUCUACUGUGGACAGAUGUCCAUUGAAACCUCCCAACUUCAGAGACAGGAGGAGAAAGACUGGUUUGCAAGGCGGUUUGAGGAGCUGAAAAAGGAGACGUUUACUACAGAAGAGAAAAAACAUCUGUCCAAGCUAAUGCUAGAAUCUCAGGAAUUUGACCACUUUUUGGCCACCAAGUUUGCCACAGUGAAGCGAUACGGAGGCGAAGGAGCCGAAAGCAUGAUGGGCUUUUUCCAUGAGUUGCUGAAAAUGUCAGCCUACAGUGGGAUCACUGAUGUCAUCAUUGGGAUGCCCCAUAGGGGGAGACUUAAUUUAUUGACAGGCCUUCUGCAGUCCCCUCCAGAGCUGAUGUUUCGCAAAAUGCGAGGCUUAAGUGAAUUUCCGGAAAAUGUACCAGCCACUGGAGAUGUCCUGUCUCACCUGACCUCCUCAGUUGACCUGGACUUUGGUGCACACCAUCCCCUGCAUGUGACGAUGCUGCCUAACCCCUCACACCUGGAAGCUGUUAACCCCGUGGCUGUCGGGAAGACUCGGGGAAGGCAGCAGUCUAGACAGGAUGGGGACUACUCUCCGGACGCUUCAGCUCAGCCUGGGGACAAAGUCAUUUGCUUGCAGGUUCACGGUGAUGCUUCUUUCUGUGGUCAAGGGAUUGUCCCUGAAACAUUUACACUCUCUAAUCUCCCACAUUUCAGAAUUGGUGGAAGUGUCCACCUGAUUGUCAAUAACCAGCUGGGUUACACCACUCCGGCAGAAAGAGGAAGGUCUUCCUUAUACUGCAGCGAUAUUGGGAAGCUCGUGGGCUGUGCCAUCAUCCAUGUCAAUGGAGAUAGCCCAGAGGAAGUGGUCCGUGCCACUCGACUGGCUUUUGAAUACCAGCGGCAAUUCCGGAAAGAUGUGAUUGUUGAUUUGUUGUGCUACAGGCAGUGGGGCCACAACGAGCUGGAUGAGCCUUUCUUCACCAACCCAGUCAUGUACAAAAUCAUCAGAGCCCGGAAGAGCAUUCCAGACACUUAUGCAGAGCACCUUAUUGCCAAUGGACUCAUGACCCAGGAGGAGGUGUCAGAAAUCAAGGCCUCCUACUAUGCAAAGUUAAAUGACCAUUUAAAUAACCUGGCCCACUAUAGCCCCCCUGCCACUCACCUGCAGGCCCACUGGCAGGGCCUGGCUCAGCCAGAAGCUUGCAUUACCACCUGGAACACAGGUGUGCCCGUAGACCUCCUUCGGUUUAUUGGCGGCAAGUCUGUGGAGGUGCCGGAGGAACUCCAGAUGCACAGUCACCUUCUGAAGAUGUAUGUUCAGUCUAGGCUGGAGAAGGUGAUGGAUGGAACCAAGUUAGACUGGGCCACAGCAGAAGCUCUUGCCUUAGGCUCAUUGCUUGCUGAAGGUUAUAAUGUCCGUCUGAGUGGCCAAGAUGUUGGCCGAGGAACGUUUAGUCAGAGACAUGCAAUGGUUGUUUGCCAGAAGACUGAUGACACCUACAUCCCUCUGAACCAUAUGGACCCUCAUCAGAAGGGGUUUCUAGAGGUCAGCAACAGCCCAUUGUCAGAGGAGGCUGUCCUGGGAUUUGAGUAUGGGAUGAGCAUUGAGAGCCCUAAGUUACUGCCCAUCUGGGAGGCUCAGUUUGGCGAUUUCUUCAAUGGUGCCCAGAUCAUCUUCGACACGUUCAUCUCUGGAGGAGAGGCCAAGUGGCUCCUGCAGAGCGGCAUUGUGAUUCUCCUGCCCCACGGGUACGACGGGGCUGGACCUGACCACUCCUCUUGUCGCAUAGAGCGUUUCUUGCAGAUGUGUGACAGCGCAGAGGAGGGGGUGGACGGGGACACUGUGAACAUGUUUGUGGUGAACCCCACGACUCCUGCUCAGUAUUUCCAUUUGCUCAGGAGACAAAUGGUCCGGAACUUCAGAAAACCCCUCAUUGUUGCUUCUCCAAAGAUGUUACUCAGGUUCCCCGCAGCUGUAUCAACUCUUCAAGAAAUGGCACCAGGAACAACAUUCACACCGGUCAUUGGUGAUUCAUCUGUGGACCCAAAAAAUGUUAAGAGUCUAGUGUUCUGCUCUGGAAAACACUUCUAUGCCCUGCUGAAGCAAAGAGAAUCUUUGGGGGCCAAAAAACAUGCAUUUGCCAUUAUCCGAAUAGAGGAACUCUGCCCGUUCCCAUUGGACUCAUUACAACUGGAGAUGAGCAAAUACAAACAUGUUAAAGAUUUUAUUUGGAGUCAGGAGGAGCCCCAGAACAUGGGUCCGUGGUGUUUUGUUUCUCCAAGAUUUGAAAAGCAGCUGGCCUGCAAGCUCCGCCUUGUGAGCCGACCACCUUUGCCAACACCUGCUGUAGGAAUUGGCACCGUGCACCUGCAGCAGCAUGAAGAUAUCCUCACCAAGACCUUUGCUCAAUGA